Messenger RNA from Paraglomus occultum, 126 nucleotides. The record is from the annotation of a GenBank genome assembly. NCBI's taxonomy places the organism in Eukaryota, Fungi, Glomeromycota, Glomeromycetes, Paraglomerales, Paraglomeraceae.
UUGGCGAAUUGACAGAUGAAAAUAAUAAUUUAUCUGACUUCGAUGUCCAGGAUGAAAAUAAUUCGAUUUCUCAAAUUGUUGAAAAAUUCGAGACGAAUUUGCAGAGGGCAAUGAAUACAAACGGAA